AUGGAUUCAAGUAUCACUAAACUUGUAUUUUGUGUAGCAUUUCUUUUACAGAAUCAAGGCGAUUUCCUUGUUCGACAAACAAGUAAACGUUCCAGUGGUCGUGAUACCAUAGCUCAUUGGAAUGGAACUAAUGGUGAUUUAAUCAAUGGUAAUCAUAAUGACACAAUAUUAAAUAAAGAUCAUAAUAUGGAUGGAACUGUUUUACGUAUGGUUUUAUCUGUCUUUUGGCAUGGUCAUAGACAUUUCAUUCUAUAUGGUGGACCAGAGACAGGUGAAGGUUGGCAUUUAGAAGACGGUCAUUUCUCCACAAUAUGGGAACUGAUUGAAUAUCACAUGAAAACUCAAACUCCCGUGACAGCGAAAUCAGGAGCAUGUCUUGGUAAUUUUGGUGAUGUUUAUCGAGGUGUAUAUAAUGGAUGUGAAGUUGCAGUGAAAACUUGUCGUGUUGAUAUGACUGCAUCAGAUUUACGUAGGAAAUUUCUACAAGGUGAAACAACUGCAUUAAAUUUUAAUCAUCCAAAUAUUGUCAAAUUAGUUGGUAUUGCUGUGCAAUCUUAUCCAAUUAUGAUUGUAAUGGAGUAUGUUCCAGGUGGUUCUCUGUUAAAUCAUUUACGUAAAUCAAAAAAUGCAUUACCUGUUAUGAAACUACUUCAAAUGAGUUUAGAUGCUGCUAAUGGUAUGAUGUAUUUAGAAGCGAGAAAUUGUAUUCAUCGUGAUUUAGCAGCAAGAAAUUGUUUAAUUUCUGAUGAUGGUCAAUUAAAAAUAGCUGAUUUUGGCAUGUCAAGAGAAGAACAUAUAUAUGAAUUAAGUGAUAAACGAGGUCAAAUCCCUAUCAAAUGGACAGCUCCUGAAGCACUUCGUACUGGUCGUUAUACUAUCAAAUGUGACGUUUGGUCUUAUGGUGUACUUUUAUGGGAAAUAUUUACUUUCGGUGAUGUACCUUAUCGAAAUUGGUCUAAUCAACAAACUAGGGAUAUGAUUGAAUCAGGUUAUAGAUUACCUGCACCAGAUUUAAUGCCAGUUUGGUUACGUACAUUAAUGAAUCAUUGUUGGCAUGAUGAACCAAUGAAUCGGCCAAGUUUUUCAAAAAUUUCUAAUGAAAUACAAAUACCUAAUGUCAAUUCAUUUACACCAAAUUUAAAUAGAUAUAUAGACAAUGCUCAAUUGAAGAAAUCUGCUAUUGACAAUCUAUCAACAACUCCAUUACAUUUAUCCGUUUCUGUUAAAGAUAGACGAACUAGAGAAGAUUAA
Schistosoma rodhaini is the source of this 1251-nucleotide messenger RNA. The record is from the annotation of a GenBank genome assembly. Lineage: Eukaryota; Metazoa; Platyhelminthes; Trematoda; Strigeidida; Schistosomatidae.